AUGCGUCAAGAUCCGCUGUCAAACUGUGAAAAAACUUUUAUAACUGAGAGUUUGAAUGAGGGCUUGCGACUGGAUAACAGAACGCUAGAAGAAUUUCGACCCGUUAAGCUGAUUGUAGGUUCUCAAUGCGGUACUGCACUAUGCUCCAUGGGAUUAACAAAAGUUUUUUGUUCUGUCAGUGCUGUUUUGAGAGAGCCCCACAAAAGUAAACCACAUAGGGGAAUGAUUUACGUUGACGUCGACAUGAGUCCGAUGGGAAAUCCUGCUUGUGAGCAUAACAGAGCUGGAGAACGUGGUAUGGAACUCACUCGUCUAUUAGAACUCGUAUUGAGAGAUUCCCGUUGUGUAGAUACUGAAUCAUUAUGUGUUCGCGCCGAGAAGGAAGUCUGGUGUGUACGGGUAGAUGUGAAAAUUUUGGAUGAUGACGGUUCUCUUCUUGACUGUGCUUCAGUUGCCUCAGUUGCUGCUCUUCAUCAUUUCAGAAGACCUCAAGUUACUGUUGAGCCCCAUCAUACUAUUGUGCAUUCCCAAUGGGAGAAGCCUCUGAUCCCACUCAAUAUUUACCAUAUGCCUAUUUGUGUGACAUUCGGAUUUCUUGAAAAUGGAAAGAAUAUACUAGUCGAUCCAACAAACAAAGAAACACAGUGUAUAACUGGGAACUUAGUGGUUGCUUGUAAUAAAAGGAAAGAAGUCUGUGCACUGCAUCAAUCUACCGAAAUGAUUUUGACAGCGACCAUUAUCAAGGAUUGUGUCAAUAGAGCUAUGCAACGCGUAACUAACUUAUCAGAUUUAAUAACUGAUGUAAUCAAAGAUGACUCACAAAAACGUGCUAAAUAUAUUAAGCCUAAUGGAUUUGAAGUUACAAUAACCCCUGACUUAUUGACUUCAAGAGAAUCAAACCCUGACGAACUCAUCGCUCCGUCUAUCGAGUUGCCAGAGCCUAAAAACUUUAUCCAACAGAAUAGUGUUAUACUCAAUGAAAAUCCGCUUACUAGUGACGCCAUGAAGCAAGAGAACGAUGAAGAUGAACUUAUUGAAAAACAGGUCAAAGAUAUUGCGGAAGGUUUGGAUAAUCGGGUUCAACUGAAUACGCAAGAACAACAGAGAACUUUGAACGAAGUAGCAGACUUGCUGGAUGGCUUAGAUGAUGACGAUGAUGAUUUGGAAGGAGAAACAAUGGUUUUAGGAAGCUGA
Messenger RNA from Auanema sp. JU1783, 1194 nucleotides. The record is from the annotation of a GenBank genome assembly. NCBI's taxonomy places the organism in Eukaryota, Metazoa, Nematoda, Chromadorea, Rhabditida, Rhabditidae.